Procambarus clarkii (red swamp crayfish) is the source of this 916-nucleotide messenger RNA. The record is from RefSeq and is a predicted model, not a curated record. NCBI's taxonomy places the organism in Eukaryota, Metazoa, Arthropoda, Malacostraca, Decapoda, Cambaridae.
AUGCCGCAGGCAGGUGGUUCCAACGCCGCAGGCAGGGGGUUCCAACGCCGCAGUCACGGGUUCCAAUGCCGCAGGCAGGUGGUUCCAACGCCGCAGGCAGGGGUUCCAACGCCCCAGGCAGGGGUUCCAACGCCCCAGGCAGGGGUUCCAACGCCCCAGGCAGGGGUUCCAACGCCGCAGGCAGGGGUUCCAGCGCCCCAGGCAGGGGUUCCAACGCCGCAGGCAGGGGUUCCAGCGCCGCAGGCAGGUGGUUCCAACGCCCCGGGCAGGUGGUUCCAACGCCGCAGGCAGGUGGUUCCAACGCCGCAGGCAGGGGUUCUAACGCCGCAGGCAGGUGGUUCCAACGCCGCAGGCAGGGGUUCCAACGCCGCAGGCAGGUGGUUCCAACGCCGCGGGCAGGGGGUUCCAACGCCGCAGGCAGGGGUUCCAACGCCGCAGGCAGGUGGUUCCCACGCCCCAGGCAGAUGGUUCCAACGCCGCAGGCAGGUGGUUCCAACGCCGCAGGCAGGGGUUCUAACGCCGCAGGCAGGUGGUUCCAACGCCGCAGGCAGGUGGUUCCCACGCCCCAGGCAGAUGGUUCCAACGCCGCAGGCAGGUGGUUCCAACGCCGCAGGCAGGGGUUCCAACGCCGCAGGCAGGUGGUUCCAACGCCCCAGGCAGGUGGUUCCAACGCCGCAGGCAGGGGUUCUAACGCCGCAGGCAGGUGGUUCCAACGCCGCAGGCAGGGGUUCCAACGCCGCAGGCAGGUGGUUCCAACGCCGCAGGCAGGUGGUUCCAACGCCGCAGGCAGGUGGUUCCAACGCCCCAGGCAGGUGGUUCCCACGCCGCAGGCAGGGGUUCCAAUGCCGCAGGCAGGUGGUUCCAACGCCGCAGGCAGGUGGUUCCAACGCCGCAGGCAGGGGUUCCAAUGCCGCAG